AUGGACACAUGUAUAUACAUUUGUACUGUGACGCAAUAUAUAGUAUUAGUAGAAAUAAAAGGGAAAUUCUGCUUAUUGAAAAGUGCACUAGAAAAUCUCAUGAUGUACUUGGAUACACCACAAGGCAGUAGUAUUAAGAAUAGAUGGAAGAAAGAAAAAACACAAGGGCUCAAUGAUGAUGAGGGUAAUAUUAUUAUUAACAGUGUGGGUCCGAUUCCGGGUCUCUUUGUGCGUGUCUUUUUGUGUCUCUGUCGGGAUGUGUCUUCUCACGGAAGAUUUGACUUGAUUCGAUUCGAUUUGAUUUUCUUUUUUUCCUUCUUUCUUGCUUUGGUACUCUUGACAGUAGGACAAGAAAACAAGCUGAUCUGUCAUGGCCAAGGCACAUUUUUGUUAGGCCAUAAAACAAAAACAAAAAGUAAUAUAAAAGACAGAAAUAGUAGCUUUAGAGUACAAGACAAAUGUUUUGUCAAGAUGAGUAUAAAAUAUUUUAGAAUAUUGAUAAUUUUGAGAUGCCAGUACUGCCACCUGCCUUUGCUUCUGCCUUUCUGUCCGUCCAUCUUGUCUGUCUAUUUUACAGUUUUAUUUCUAUUUGCUAGGGCCGAUCCCGAACUAUCAUCCGGGUGCCAUUAUUAA
Molecule: messenger RNA, 633 nt
Organism: Phycomyces blakesleeanus NRRL 1555(-)
Lineage: Eukaryota; Fungi; Mucoromycota; Mucoromycetes; Mucorales; Phycomycetaceae
Exons: 9
Coding region: 1-633 (210 amino acids)
Source: RefSeq, a predicted model, not a curated record